CGCGAGUAGUUCGGAACCGGGCAGCCAAGUAUCUAGUUGAGCCUCCUGUCCGUGGGAAGCGAAACGAGUGGUUCCGGUGCUAGGGUUCUGUUGCGGUCCCAGUUUUGUCUCGCUUCGUUCGGUGAGCUCCGCGUUCCUGAGUGGUCCGGUGUCCGGUCGGUCGCAAAUGGCGUCCGCAGGCGAUGGUGAGAAGCCGCCGAAAAUGGCAGAGGAAAACGGAACCAACCCGACCAAUGCCGUCGAGCAGCUGAGCGAUCCGACCCGUUGGGAGAAGUUUUGCCUUCGGCGCGGAAUCAACCCGAACCUAAUCAUGCUGAAGAUCACGCUGUUCGUCAUGUAUGGUGCCACCUCGUCGCUACUGCCGUACCUGACGAUCCACAUGCAAAGCACCGGCCUGACGGUGGAGGAAAUUGCCAUCAUAUACCUAGCGCUCCCGUUCACCACGUUCCUGAGCCCGCCGAUCACCGGCUUCUUGGUGGACAAGUUCGGUCGGUACAAACCGGUGGUCAUCAUGAGUUUGCUCUUAAACGCAUUAUUCCACCAUUCGCUGCUGCUGAUCCCGCAGCAGGAAAUACCGGGCAAGCUGCCGGAAGCGUACGUAAUGAGACAUCCCUUGACCGGAAAUGUAGAGGUCUGGUGGUCACCGUGCCCGAGCCGCGAGUGCCCGGAGGAGGAAGAGAUGGACAUCGUGGUGGACCAGUGCCUGGAUCACUGUUUGCUGCUGGAGCAGAACCCGAAGAUCGAGAUAGCGCCACCGCCGACGGACCUGCCGCUGGUGGUGACCCCGAACUCGGUCGAUGCGAACGACCCGAAGGACGAUCUGGAUCUGUUUGUGCGGAAGGGGCCCAGAAAGGGUGCCAACAAAACGAACGACGUACUUAGCAGCAGUUCCAGUACCACUGAGCUGUACAUCGACAAGUCAAUACUUAAGGAGGACCCGGACGAAUCGGAAGAGAGCGAGGAGGGCUGGGUCGUGGCGGGUAGCGGCGACUCGGCGUUCAUCGUGCUCGACAUGCACCCGGACCUGGGCGAACCGAUCGAGCAGCUGGGCAUGGAGAUCGAACACGACGACAACGCGACCGUGACGGACUUCAAGACCCGCUUCGGGGUGGCGCUGCUCUGGAAGCAGGGUGUCAACGUGACGGCACUGGAGGAGGAGGACCUGCGGUGCGGGGGUCUGGUGCUCACCUCGAACAUGUCGCUCAACAGCAACCUGAUGCUGUCGGAGUGGGCCGCCGACUGUAUGGUGCAGCGGUGCCGGUUCCGGCGCAACGGUCCCGACAUCUGCCCGCCGGACUACAAGGAGAGUGACGACAAGAUCUUCUGGAUCUACUUCGCCCUCCGUUUCCUGGCCACGACGAUGCUUUCGGCCGGCGUAACCAUCAUGGAUCCGAUCGCACUCACCAUGAUCGAGAAGUACGGUGGUGACUUUGGGCGCGAGCGACUCUUCUCCAGUAUCGGGAUGGCUAUCUUUUCGCCGAUUACCGGCAUCAUGAUCGACUUCUUCUCGCGGGACCUCGGCUACACGGACUACUCGGCUGCGUUCUACACGUACGACGUGUUGCUGAUCAUCUCGUCGGUCACGGUGUUCCUGAUGCCACUCGGCGAGAAGCUGCCGGCCGACAACGUCUUCAAGGACCUGUUGAAUCUGCUAAAGCUGAAGCACGUCAUCAUCUUCAUCUGGUUCCUGUUUCUCCUAGGCAACUUUUGGGGAUUCAUCGAGAGCUUCCUGUUCCUGUACCUGAAGGAACUGGGUGCCCCAAACUAUCUGCUGGGUAUCACCAUUACGGUUGGAACGGUCAGCAGUAUCCCGUUCCUGUACGGAGCCGGUCGUAUCACGAAGGUCGUUGGCCACGUGAACCUCAUCGUGAUAGCGUUCGUGGCUCACGCGUGUCGCCUGGUGGGCUACUCGUUCAUUGAAAACGCCUGGUGGUGCUUUCCGUUCGAAGCGAUGGAAGCCCUGUCCUGCCACCUGAUGUGGGUCGCCGCGGCCACCUAUUGUGCACUGCUCGCCCCGAAGAACCUGCUCGCCACGCUGAUCGGGGUGUUGGGAAUGGCCCACUUCAGUCUCGGCCGCGGCAGUGGCUCCUUCUUCGGUGGCUUCCUGAUCGGUGAGGUGGGAACCCGCGAGGCGUUCCGUUACAUGGGGCUCGUGGCCGUAGCCGGUGGGCUGGCCUACAAGUUCAUCCACGCCAUCUGGCUCCGCAAGUACGACAACCCGGAUGCGGACGACGAGGUGGUCGAGAAGGGCGAAUCGGAGAAGCUGUACAGUGAAGGUGACGAACCGAAGACGAAGGAUCAGGGCACGUCGAUGUCGCAGGAACGGCUCUCGCUGAUGAUAAAGUACAAUCAGAUAGGCAGCCUCACCUCGCUCCCGAGGGGCUCCCGGGGUGACGUGAACGAUGCCUUCGCAAGACGCCGGAGCAGCUACAACAUCGAGUUCGUGCGCGUCCAGAAAGGUGGCGGCAGUGCGUCGAAGGUGGACCUCCUGAAGUCGGCCAUCGACAUCAACCACAAGGCGUCGCAUCCACACCUGCGCAAGGAAGGCAAGGCGUCCGAUCAGUCGCUCAACUCGAAACGUGCCGACAGCGCGCCCCGUUUGAAUCAAUCGAAAAACAUUUCCCAGCCAGCCCUGGGCGCCGUGGUGGACGAGGACCUACCGACGUCGGUGCUGUCGCGACACCGGAAAAAGCACCACCAGAGCGGCAUCCUCGUGGUGAAGGCCUGCAGCCAGGACGGGGACUUGGAUUUGCGCAAUUAUCUGCGGGAAACGGAACAGCGCGACUCCAUCACCGAGGGCGAGGUAGAAAACUAUAAGCUGGAGCUGAGCAAAAAGGCAUCCCGAGGCCAUGUGCUGAACGACAUUCCGGAACGGACGGUUGAAGCGUCCGAGCAGGUUGCCGUUGCCGGCGGAUCGACAUCGCCAGCCACCUCGGCCAGCGUGACACCAGCGACUGCCGUCACCGCCACCGAGAGCAUAGCGGAUCGGGACCAAGAGAAACCCGCGACCUGACGGACCGGACUUCGCACAGGGACCUCCCGAUGAUAGAUGAUGAUUGUUGCGCCGUUUUGUUGGUUCGUCCGUUACUCGUUCAUAUCUCUAGUGUGUUGCUGUGUAUUUCUUUUGUUGCAUCCGUUGUUUCCCGGGGACGGAGUUUCGUUGCGUAGUUGUGGUGCGUUGGGCCUUGAUCCUCGUGGUUUUCAGUACCGCGAAGCGCAAUACGCUAUACCAAACAGUACAAGAAGUAGGAUUGAAUAAUACACUGACUACAGGUG
Molecule: messenger RNA, 3276 nt
Organism: Anopheles bellator
Lineage: Eukaryota; Metazoa; Arthropoda; Insecta; Diptera; Culicidae
Exons: 13
Coding region: 167-3013 (948 amino acids)
Cellular component (GO): membrane
Source: RefSeq, a predicted model, not a curated record